UCGCCUCCGGUCAGGCCCCGCCGAGGCCGGCUCCUCCCUCCGCCUGCCCUCCCCCCCCCUCCCUCCCUCUCUCCCCGACCCCCGCCCCUCCCCGGCUGCCGCACCGGGUAGGUUUCCAGUCACUAUGGCGGCCGCUGCGCUGAAGGUCGGAGGAAAGUUUUCGCGGCCGGCGGUCGCCUGAGGAGAGGCAAGAGCUACCGAGCGGGAGGCGCCCGGGCCCGGCCGCCAGGCCUCUCCCGCCGCCGCCGGGUGGAGAAGCGUGAGGGGCUGAGGGGCGGCCCCCCCCCGAUGCGCAGCCACCUGCGGAGGGGCUGAGAGGAGCGGAGCUGCGGCCGCCUCUUCCUCUUCAUCCUCCUCCUCGGCGUCCUCCUCCUCCUCCUCCUUCUCUCCCCGAGCAGGGGGCUCCUGGCUGGGACCCCCCCCGGGGGCAGGAGGGAGCCUGCCCCACGCCUGGCCCCGCUGGCAGCAACCUGUCAGCCCGCUCCUAGGCCGGCCCCGGAGGAGUCUCCCCUCGCCUCGGCUUGUCCCCGGGAGAAGCAGCUUGCAGCCCUCUCCAUGCCUUAUCAAGUUCCUUAUCUGAGUGGCGGCGAGGAACUGUAGAGCAGCUCGGCUUUAUCAGGGGUAGGGGAGGAAAAGAGCGUAGCGCCUAAAUCCAGGACCAUCGGUUCGGCUUUGUUUUAAUAUGCGAAGAUGAUGAAAUGCGGCUUGCCCUGUGAGACGGCUAGAUCCCUGUUGCGGAGCGAGGGCUUCGUGGUCACCUUCCAGCUCCUCACCUGUGUGCUUUGAGAGAGGACGUUGAUCCUUUUCCCCCUUCCCUAAACCUUUCUUUGCUUCCAUGUUACGUGGGUCAGAAUUUUGGUCAGUGUUGUUUACGGAAGGGGGAAAAAAAAGAAGGCAGUUGAGGUCCCAAACAAAAGUAUUUGUAUGACUCAUCUACUUGGAUUUGAGACAUUCUAUCCUUCUUUCAAGGAGCCUUUGCUUCUCUUUGAAGGAAUCAGAUGCUUGUUCCUAUUCUUCCAGAGGAGGAUGGAUUGAAAGUUGUGCGUUUUAGACUUUUUCUGGGCCACUGCCGAUGUUGUUAAAAGACAUAAUGGGGCUUUUUCACUGGAUUAUUGCCAGAAUUAGUUUACACACUGAAACAAUGAGUUGUUAGGCCUCUCAUACGUGAUAAUGUUUGUCGUGCUUUAAUGUAAAGUUGCUGUGGAGGUUCGGCUUAAAAAUCGUGGAGGACAGUCUGCAUCGGAAGAGGUUCUCUUCAUCUCUGGUUGGUGUGGCAACCCCAAUCUGUCCUCGAUGCCUUCAGCCUUGGCCAUCUUCACUUGCCGCCCGAACUCUCAUCCGUUUCAGGAGCGUCAUGUCUACCUGGACGAGCCUGUCAAGAUUGGCCGCUCAGUGGCUCGCUGCCGGCCAGCUCAGAAUAAUGCAACUUUUGACUGCAAGGUGCUGUCCAGGAACCAUGCUCUUGUCUGGUUUGAUCACAAGACAGGCAAGUUCUAUCUUCAAGACACUAAAAGUAGUAAUGGUACCUUUAUUAAUAGUCAGAGACUGAGUAGAGGAUCUGAGGAGAGCCCACCAUGUGAGAUUAUGUCAGGUGACAUCAUCCAGUUUGGUGUAGAUGUGACAGAGAACACGCGGAAAGUUACCCAUGGAUGUAUAGUCUCCACAAUCAAACUUUUUCUUCCAGAUGGAAUGGAAGCUCGAUUGCGAUCAGAUGUUAUCCAUGCUCCAUUACCAAGUCCUGUUGACAAGGUUGCUGCUAACACUCCCAGUAUGUAUUCUCAGGAAUUGUUUCAGCUUUCACAGUAUCUACAGGAAGCCUUACAUCGGGAACAAAUGUUGGAACAGAAGCUGGCAACCCUUCAGCGACUACUUGCUGUCACGCAAGAGGCUUCAGAUACUAGUUGGCAGGCUUUAAUAGAUGAAGACAGGCUGCUAUCAAGAUUAGAGGUUAUGGGAAAUCAGCUACAAGCAUGUUCAAAAAAUCAAACAGAAGACAGUAUACGAAAAGAGCUUAUAGCAUUACAAGAAGACAAACACAACUAUGAGACAACAGCCAAAGAGUCCCUGAGGCGGGUCCUACAGGAGAAAAUUGAAGUAGUCAGAAAACUGUCUGAAGUGGAGCGGAGUUUAAGUAAUACAGAAGAUGAAUGUACUCAUCUUAAAGAAAUGAAUGAGCGGACUCAGGAAGAAUUAAGAGAAUUAGCUAAUAAGUACAAUGGAGCUGUAAAUGAAAUUAAAGAUCUUUCUGACAAGCUAAAGGUAGCAGAAGGAAAACAAGAAGAAAUCCAACAGAAAGGAUUGGCUGAGAAAAAAGAACUGCAGCAUAAAAUAGAUGAAAUGGAAGAGAGAGAGCAAGAGCUUCAAGCAAAAAUAGAGGCUUUGCAGGCCGAUAAUGACUUCACCAAUGAGCGGCUAACUGCUUUACAAGUACGGUUAGAACACCUUCAAGAGAAAACUCUUAAAGAACACAACAGCUUAGGCAUACAAGUCGAUGACUUCAUACCUAAAAUUAAUGGGAGCACAGAAAAAGAGCACUUUCUUUCAAAGAGUGGAGGGGACUGCACUUUUAUUCAUCAAUUCAUAGAAUGUCAGAACAAGAUCAUAGAUGAAGGACAUCUAACCAAAGUGGAAGAAACAAAGCUUUUGAAAGAGAAUCAGGCAAGAGUGAAAGAAUCUGAUUUGUCAGACACUCUCAGUCCAAGCAAGGAAAAAAGCAGCGACGACACUACAGAUGCCCAAAUGGAUGACCAAGAUCUAAAUGAACCUAUUGCUAAAGUAGCUCUUCUGAAAGAUGAAUUGCAGGGUGCACAAUCAGAGACUGAGGCUAAGCAAGAAAUUCAGCAACUACACAAGGAGCUGAUUGAAGCCCAAGAGCUAGCUAGAACAAGUAAACAAAAAUGCUUUGAACUUCAAGCACUUUUGGAAGAAGAGAGAAGAGCAUAUCGAGUGCAAGUUGAAGAAUCUAACAAGCAAAUAAAUGUUCUGCAAGCUCAAUUGCGGAGGUUACAAGAAGAUAUUGAGAAUCUUCGUGAGGAAAAGGAGAGUGAAGUUUCAAGCACUCGAAAUGAGCUAGUCAGUGCUCAGAAUGAAAUUCUGUCGCUUCAACAAGUAGCCAAAAAGGCAGCAUCAGAACGAGAUACUGAUAUUUCUACUCUUCAAGAAGAGCUGCAAACUGUGCGAGCAGAACUUGAGCGGUGGCGGAAAGAUGCCUCAGAUUAUGAAAAAGAAAUUGUCAAUCUACAAGCCAGUUUUCAGCUCAGGUGUCAGCAGUGUGAGGAGCAGCACAAGGAAGAGGCUACUCGUUUGAAAGGUGAACUUGAAAAGUUGAAGGCAGAAUGGAAUGCUCUGGAAGCUGAAUGCGUUACACUAAGAAAGGAAAAUACUUCGCUUACAUCUGAACUUCAGCGACAAGAGAAGGAGCUUUCUAGCUCUCAGAAGCAGAGUUUAGCGCUAACCAGCAAUAUAAGUGUUCUUGAAAUGUCUCGAAAGGAACUUGAAAAUCAGAUGGGAUCUUUGAGAGAAAAACAUCAACAGGAUGCAGCUAGUCUAAAAAGCCAACUCAGUGAAGCUGAGAGUCAAGCAAAGGAUGUUCAGAAAGAGUAUGAAAGAACACAGGCAGCGCUCUCAGAACUGAAGGCGAAGUAUGAGAUGGCUGAGCAAGAAAAACAGUCAAUCACAGAAGAGCUUAAACAGUGUAAAGAAAACCUGAAGCUGCUACAAGAAAAAGGAAACAACCCUUCCAUAUUACAACCCGUCCCAGCCGUAUUCAUCGGCCUAAUCCUGGCUUUCCUGUAUUGGUGUUACGGCCCAUUGUGGUAGCGAAAGAGACAAUGGCCUUGGAUGCCUGUGAUGGCAGCUUUGGUUGCUGUAACAGCCGUGGUGCUGUACCCAGGCCUAACCAGAGCUUCUCCAUGAGAACUGUUGUUGAAUCCAUACACCGUCCUCCCUUUAGAAGCUGGCAACAUUCAUAUACUGAGGGAAAACAGAUUAAUUCUCUUCCUUUUUACCUCUUAAUACAGCACAGCUCCGCGUGAGAACAGCAGUAGGGUCAUUUGCUUUAAACUGUAUAAAAUGUAUCUGUCUAUAAAGAGGGAAUAAAAUUGUGAUUCAUCAUACUGUGAGCAAUAUUUUUGCUUACAAUUUCAUGCAAGUUUUAAAUUAGUAUGUUGGGAUUCUGAAUACUAUAAUGGUGGCCUAAAGUAGGCUUCUUGGUACCAAAUUAUUUAUAAUAGCUAGGUUUGCAGACACGUGCUUUAGAAUCUGAUUGCCAGAUUUAAAAGGAAAACAACAUUUCUGAUUUGGACACCCAAGCCAAGUAACCUUGCAGAUACUUGGAAAACGGAUGCAGUGUGCUCAGUGCCUUUCAGUAUGAUUUUUUUUUUUUUAAACUAGUAUAUCAUUUUACUUGCUGUUAGUCACUGAGCUGUUGGGAACAAGACUUAAGAAAACUUCUCUUAUCAUGCCUUUUGAAGGAAACAUAUUUUUCUUUGAUAAGGAUUGCUUUAUUAAUGACUUUUGGGGAAUAAACACAAUUCAUGUCCAGCCUUAAAGAGAUAGAAAUACUGAUGGUGGAGACCAGCCUAGAGUAUUUAGUGUGCGCGUGUGCGAGUAUAAGCAUGUGUGUGUUCUUGAGUGAGCUAAGGUAUUUCUGGGAGCAAACACUUGGUCAUUUGAUGGACAUAGUGCAGUGGUUCAACUCACGUUAACUUUAGUUUGAAUGUAAUUUAUUAAAUUUCAUAUAUUUAAAGAGGUGCGUUCUUUAAAAGUAUGAAUACUUUCUCACAUAUCACAUUGUAUCGAUUUAUUUUUUCAGUCAUUUGAUACUUUCUGACGAGCUGGAUAAACUCUUUAAUUAAGCUUUUAUUGACAUAACUUCAUUAAGAGAACUGCAACAGUGUGAUUAGCUGAAAAAAAUCUAAGAUACAUAAAAUACUACAAAAUUGGAAUCAUAUUCCUGGUAAUGUAUUGUCAGGUGAAUAUGAUUUUAAUUUGGUAGUAGAAUUUUGUGCAUCCUCAUCCCAUGGCUGUAAGUACGAUGCAGUGGUCCCCAUUACAAAGUUUAUUUUCCUUAUCCAAGUACUAUGCCUAUUGCUUUUUGCUGACUUUUGGUGGGAAUCACUGUAGUUAGUGCUGAAUUAAAUGUAGACUCUAGUUGUCUUGUUCAGCUCAACAGUUCUGUCAAAAAAGUUUAUUAAAGACUUAAAUAAUAUGCUAAAGAAUGGUAAAGUAAAAUGGCUCUGCUAAAGAAAGCUUCAACAUAGGGAGAUAAUCUCAACAUUUGAAUUGGCUUUAAACAAUUCUAUGGCAAUCAACAGGUAGUUUAAAUAUUUAAAUAGAAAUUUAGUAUAUAAUUUACCUUGUAAAGUUUUGAGGGUCAUUGUCCUUUAAUCAAAGGGUCUAUCUUAAGUUACAUGGGAUUUGCUCUUGGGAGGAUUAUUAGUUAUGGAAAUAAGUCCACAAGUGACUUGUAGAAAAUAUUGUCAUUUAGUUCAUUCAUUUCAUCAUUUUCAGUUGCAGGAGGCCACCCAACCACAGAACACUCGUAUGCCAGUGGUACUCAGUACCUCUUGUAUAUAGGUUAUUGCAAAUAUUGUUCUGAAAUGCUUAACUUCAGAAUUACAUUUUUUAAAGUAAAUAAUUGUUUUAAAUCUAUUUUGUAAAGAUAUAAAAAUACAAUAGAAUUUCUGGAGUACAGAUUAAACUAUUUGCACUAACACACGUGAUGUGCAUGAUUUAAUAAAAUAACUUUACUCUCCCUAUGCAUGUUUGAGUUGAAUCUCAUUUGAAAACAAUACUCAUGCUAAGUUUCUUUUGUGCUAGAUGUUGCCACAAUUACUAGGCACAAUGUCUGCAGCAUGUUCAGUAAUAUCAAAAGACUUUUUUUUUACGUUGUAUUUCACAUUUGCACUGGUUUAAGUUUUUGUCUAGCUGAUCUCUCUCCUGUCUGUGGCUUUCAGAAAGAAAGGGGGGAGGAGAGGGCCAUGAAGAACUUGGGAGCAUUCUUGCCGGGGAGAAAAUAAUAAAGUUUUUACAGCUGAAAGCUGGAUUGCGCCUGUGGCAGAGGUCAUGAGAUCGCAGGAGCAGUGGCUGUGGAUAUGGAAAGCCCUUCUGGGGGAAGGGAGCCUGAUGCUGCCUCUGUUCCUUAGCAUCCUGCGCUCCCCGGUUGUCCCUUUCAGCCACUUUUCCAACUGAUCCUCUUCCCUCCUCCCUGCGGGUAGCAUGUAGACAUGGUGUGAGGAGGUGGAGCAGAGGCCAGGAGCAGGGGUCCUUCGUGGCUCGCAGCGGGGAAGGGGCUGAGUUUCUUUGGACCCACAUUGGUUGGGGGCCCCCACUGCCAACGGGUGCCCCAUACUGAGCAGUGCUGCCUGUGACGUAGGCCUGGUUUUGUAUUAAAGACAAAUGUUGUGUUUUCAGAAAUCCUUAGUGCAUCAGAGAGCUGAAAUUUGAGACCCAACAUGGCUGUAUUAAAGGAGAAAGAUUAAUUACGUGCAUGUGUGCAUAUUUACAUUGCAUACACAGAUGCAUAGUACACAUUGCAUGGGUGCUCAUGCUUACAAUUAUACCUGUGUUUCCCUAAUACCAGGCCUUUCCCAGGAGUUCUUGACAUUUGCAUGUUCAAAAUGAUCAGGAAUCAGCACAGUUCACUCCCUGAGAAUCCCUGGAGAAGGGCUGGGGAAUGGGAAGUUACUGUUCUCCAGCGCGUUGACACUAAAGCAGCAAGUGAAAUUUUGUAAGCAGCCUGUCCACAAACCUCUCUUUUCAGCUGGUUUUCAUUGUGUUUGUUUAUGGUAAAUAUCUGUGCUCUUUUACAUUCAGAUUUUUUUUUCUUUUUAGUUUUGAGGCUUGAUUAGCUAAGCCUUGGAAUUCCUGCAACAAGAGCAGCUUUUCACAAGCAUUUAAGAUGCUCUGAGUCUACUUGUAAAAUGAGUGCUCUGAGCUUGAACCAAACUCUGAGGUUUUAAAAAGGUUUCUCAUACUAGGAAAAUACAUCUGAGAGUUAUUUUAUUGGUUACUAGUUCAAUUUGGAAAAUUUAUCAUAAUAAAAUGUCCAAAUACUUCUUCAGUUUUUCUUUGGUGUCUUGAUGAGGCACUUCUUUUUUAUUAUUAUUAUUAUUUUUAAGUUCUAAUAGCAAUUCUGCUUUCCUGGGGACUACUACAGCAACAAGCCUUUGAUGUACAACAUAAAAAAUAUACUGUAACUUUGCUGUUCCUUACAGCUGAACUAAAGGUGUUCUUCCAGAGUCUUCCUGACCCUUCUUCCAGACUCUCUGGAUGUUUUGGUGCUAAAUAGAGAGUUGUGAGCCUGCACAAUAUAUUGCAGUUUUCUCAUAAAACAGUCUUAGGGAGAUUUAGUGUCAAAUGACUGAUAGCUGAGGCAAAGGUGUAUUUUGAGGGUAUAUUCUUAAAUUUUUUUAAUUAAGUCUUCUGAAAUAUAUCAUCUGUUCAAAUUUUCAGUGUGCUUUACAUUUUGAAUGUCUCCUGCCUUAAUCUGUGUGGCUCUGUCGUUUGCAAGAGUCAUUUCUUCAGCUCCAUUCUUCUCUUUGGUAAAUGCCCCGCCGAUUCAUUCCACCAGCAGCACCCGAGUGCUUUAAAACACCGGGUCACCCCAGCCCCAGGGGCUUUCGGGACGCUGCUGUAGCUCACACUAGCUCUGAAACAAGUUGGCUGGUUCCCCCCUGGGGCCUUUUAUCCAGUCUGGUUUCUCAUCUGCCCUUAGCAACUUGUCUCAAGAGUUUUCUUUAAAAUAUCAGGAGGUCAUAGGAAAGAAUUAGAAGCCAUAUUUCCUCUCCCCUUCUGUCUUCCAAGCACAUACCUCUGAAUCUGUUCUAAGGGUGAUUUGUUUCUAGCAAACAACUGCUCUGAAUUCCUCAGAUCCAGGUGCCUUGAUGUUCCUAGUCCCUCUGUGCGCUUCUGGACGCACAAUUCCUUCCUUCCUUUCUUCUGUCCCUCUGUCCAUCUUCCUCUGGCAGGAAUCAGGCUGCAGUAUGUGUCUCCCAGUCCUUCCUGCUUCCUUGGGUUUUUAUUUUGUCCCAGCUAGUUCAAAUUAGUAAGCAAAGGUUUGCCCAUAGAGCCAAGUUCUUCUGCUUGGAGAGGAUUUGCACCCAUUACUGCUUUAAGAACUGCUACCAUAUUAUCAGAUUUGGCUUGGCAAAUUAGAAGUAGAAGGCAAAUUAGCAGUUGAAACAAAAGUUUCAGUGGUAAUGGCCGUCAGAGACUCAAAUUUCCGUUCAUUCAAAGGUGGAGGGAAUUCACAUCUGAUUACUGCUCUGGGUAUCGCAGUCACAAAACUUCACUGAUUUUAAUGUCAGAAACAUAAUGUCAAGUUAAAUUACAGCGCAUAUUUUAGAAAGAAAUACUGAUUUAAGAACUUCAGGGACAGAGUUGGUCACUUCUCUAGGUAAGUUACUUGAGCAAUUACUGUACUCUUGUUAUUUAAAAAAAAAAAAAAAGAUACGCUUGAAUUCAUCUGGUUUGGGCUCCCAGCUGUUAAUUUCAGUGCAUCUCUUUUAGAGGAUGUUCUGCUACUGCGAGUGUUGUCCUGAUCCAGACAUUUGACACACCAUGAUCAAAAUUCUAUUUAAAUAAAUACCUAAUUUUCUAAAAUACCUUCUAAUAUUUUUUGACGUGAAUGGAUUGAGUUUCUUAAUUUUUUUCUUCAUUCCUCUAAUUUUUGUUGUCAGCUUCUAAAAUUAUUUCUAAUUGUGUGAGCGUUAUUUUUUUGGAGGGGAUGCCAGAACAGAACAUGCUCUUACAGUGACAACCUUACUAACACGGGAUAAAUAAUACGUUUUGUAUCCCACUCUGAUAAUCCUGUUUGGCUGCCUACCAGAUCCCUAGGACCUUUCUGGUAUUCACUGGCUUCUCUAACAUUUGGAUUUUAAUCUUGCGAAUCAAAUCCGUGCAUUCCUCACAUCGCUCCAGCCGCGUGGUAUCUGACUGCAGGAUUGUUCAGCAGUAACUGCUGUAAGUGGGCAGCGCAAGACAGAAAGCUGUUCCCAUUACUGUUCACCAUCGUCAGUGUUCUUUUGUUUUUGCUAUUUUUUGUUUGGUUUGUCUUUUUUUUUUUUUUUCUUUCAGGUUUUAACAGCAAUGACUGUUAGAGCUUUUCUACAUUAUUGAUCAAAAAAUGUUGAAUGGUAGUGAGCCAAAUCCCAGAUCUCUGCAGGACAGUAGAGAAAACACACAAUGAUUACUUCACUUUGUUUUUGCAAUGUCAGCUGUUUCUUAAUCUGGAUUAUUAGUAGCAGUGCUAGUAGUGUAGCAAUCAUUUAUAUUGGGCUGUCAAAUGACUUACAGAAUUCUUGGUAUAGUAACGCCAAUAAAUUCAGUUUAAGAAAAAAAAAAAAGAAUUUUAUUUAAAAAAAAAAAAAAGCUUUGAUAGUUAUAAAUUAUUCUGUGUUCUGGCAUUCUGUACUGAUUGCUUCCCAUAGAUUACUAGGUGAUUUGAUUAGAGCUGAAGCAGAACCAGUUUUCCCAAGACCAUACAUCUUUUCCUUUUCUCCUAGCUAUAUUGCUGCCUCUUACUGCCACUUGCCUCUCAAAGGCAUUUCUAAUUCCAACUUAUUCAUGUGACUGUCUAAAUUUUUCAACCUACAGAGACUUAUUUCCAAUGCUGGCAAUGUAACACUUCUAAUGCACCAAGGAUAUGUGUGCAUGUGUAUAACUGCUCUUUGAGAUUGCGCUUGCGUGUGGGAAAAUAGAUCACAAUUGCUUGCGUUUAGCAACCAUGCAAAGGAAGGUUAGUAUGGAGAUGUAAUUAUUUCAUUAUAUGUAAUUAUUUCAUUAUGUCAGGAGAUAUAUUGAAAAUGCAGGUGUGCCUCUAAGCGUGUUCUCUCUUUACCAUAUCUGAUAAAGGUAAACCAAAGCUUACGUAAUUUUCUCAGACCUGAUGAGUAACAAGAGAAAAGUGAUUGUUCUGUUCCAUUGGAAUAAAGUUCAUCCAAAAUCUAGCUUGUAUUUGUUUCAGUACCCUCUGAUAGAAAUUCCUUAGAAUCACCACGCACACACACUACGAGUGUUCAUGUAAGGGCUUCAGUAUGGAAUGGAGUUAUUUUAAUCUUUUCAUGCCAAACCAUUAUGUCAAUAUUAUAUUUAUAUUUCUUGUUAGGAGUUCUUACUCUGGAAAAUACUUUAUUGGACGUGUCAUCAGUUUGAUGCAGCAACAAUACUUGUCUUGAAGAAUAUAGUAACUCGUAUUUAAAAUGUUCCGAAUAUACAAUGUGUCUUUUGGGAUGAAUAAACAGUAAAAUUUACAAGAAUAAAUCUACAACACAACGGA
Anas platyrhynchos (mallard) is the source of this 10279-nucleotide messenger RNA. It is a transcript of the gene SLMAP, whose product is annotated as sarcolemma associated protein. Gene Ontology annotation, biological process: protein localization to plasma membrane; regulation of voltage-gated sodium channel activity; regulation of membrane depolarization during cardiac muscle cell action potential. The record is from RefSeq and is a predicted model, not a curated record. Gene Ontology annotation, molecular function: protein binding. Gene Ontology annotation, cellular component: acrosomal membrane. Lineage: Eukaryota; Metazoa; Chordata; Aves; Anseriformes; Anatidae.